AUGGCGACCAGCUACAGCGCAAACCAGUAUCAGAGUGCGUUCAACCCCCGCCAACUGCAGAACUGGACCGUCCCGAAACCCUGCAAACAGUUCCCUCGCACCCACGACGGCUUCACUCAGAUCAUCGCCAACGACAGAGGUCAUCUGCUUCCCGGAGCGCCCAGGGCCCAGGCCAGCCCCUGGGGGGCGUUCCUGGGGACAUGGGACAUGCCCCUUAAGAUCCCUCCUUCCAAACUGAGCCUGACCUCCCGCUCAGCAGACGCCUCCAAACGCCUGACACAAUGGAUCGAGAAUUCGGAGCCGCUCCUCAGCGCCUCCAAUGGGCUGAGACCCACCAUCACCGGCCAGGUUCCCCUGGAGGGGGAGGGGUCACGAAAAGCGAGUCCGACCCCCAGCCCUAGGAGUGGGCGUGGCGCCAGGAUCCCAGAGAAGGCAGAAGAGAUAGCGGUGCAAAGAUCUCCGACUGUCAGUCCAACCGGCGCUAAGAAAAAUGGCUGCUGCAGCCGACGGGCCCGAAAGGGGGAGGAGCAAACACACAGCGGCAGCAGACCGCCAUCCCAAUGUGACGCUCGGAAAAAGACU
Molecule: messenger RNA, 582 nt
Organism: Staurois parvus
Lineage: Eukaryota; Metazoa; Chordata; Amphibia; Anura; Ranidae
Source: the annotation of a GenBank genome assembly